AUUGAAGGUGAGACACUGAUUUGAAAUGAGUUUUUGUCAAGCGACAGUGUAGUGUCAAAAAAAGUUUUCUUUUUUUUUAUUAAAAAUCUUUUCGUAUAUGGUUGCGUUUGUUAUCAGAAAUUUAUUGAUUAAAUACAAUUAAAUCAUUUCGAAGUGAGAAAAAAAUAACAUUUACUGCUGAUUAACAGCUCAAUCUACCGACGGUAAUUAUGUCUGCAAGAAAGAAGAAACCUGGUCUUAGACUUCAAGUUUCGGAUGAUGUUCCUAAAGUAGUUCCACCAGCAAAUUUAGAUACCAGAACAACGAUUACUAUAGGUGAUAGAACGUUUGAUGUAGAGGCAGAUGACCUAGAAAAAAUUGGAGACCUUGGUAGGGGUGCUUAUGGUGUUGUUGAAAAAAUGAAACACAUUCCAAGUGGGACUAUUAUGGCUGUAAAGAGAAUCACAGCAACUGUUAACACUCAAGAACAAAAGAGAUUGCUUAUGGAUCUCGACAUAUCAAUGAGAAGUAGUGAUUGCCCUUAUACUGUACAGUUUUAUGGUGCCCUUUUCAGGGAAGGAGAUGUCUGGAUAUGCAUGGAAGUAAUGGAUACGAGCUUGGAUAAGUUUUAUGCAAAAGUUUAUAAGAAUGGGAGAAAAAUACCAGAAGAUGUUUUAGGAAAUGUUGCUCUUGCAGUAGUUAGUGCCUUACAUUAUCUAUAUUCUCAAUUAAGAGUAAUCCAUAGAGAUGUUAAGCCUUCCAAUAUCUUAAUAAACAGAAAAGGUGAGAUUAAAAUGUGUGAUUUUGGUAUCAGUGGAUAUUUAGUGGAUUCCGUGGCAAAAACUAUUGAUGCCGGUUGUAAACCAUAUAUGGCGCCUGAAAGAAUCGAUCCACAAGGUAAUCCUUCACAAUACGAUAUCAGGUCGGAUGUAUGGAGUUUGGGCAUAUCUCUAAUAGAACUAGCUACAGGAGACUUCCCUUACCCGAAAUGGGGUACACCUUUUGAACAACUUAAACAAGUAGUUGCUGAUGAUCCUCCUAGGUUACCUUCUGGGCAAUUUUCUACAGAAUUCGAAGAUUUCACAACUAAAUGUUUACAAAAAAAAUAUACGGAUAGGCCUAAUUAUAGUCAAUUAUUAGAGCACGAAUUUUUAGUGAAACACAAAGACAUUAAUACUGAUAUAUCCCCUUAUGUUUCUGAAAUACUCGAUAUAUCAGAUAACCCCUGAGAUUCGUGUACUAUUUCUUAGUUCAGCAAUUUUAAUUUUUGCAUUUUUAAAAUGAAAGAGAGAUCAAUUUUAAUUUCGCCAAGCCGACUGAUAACUUUUUAAUUGUUCUAAAUGUAAUUUGAUUUAGAUGGUUUUUAUUUCGAAAUUUUAGGUUAUCAAGUUUUAAUAGUUUUGUUUUUAUGAAAGGUAUACAAUAAAUAGGAAUAGUUUCCUUAAGAUAAAAUCUUUUUUCCAUGGUAUUGGACUUCUCUAAUUACAAUUUUCUGGUUUUUAAAAUGUAGCUUGGAUCUUAGGAAAUAUUAUUUAAAAUUGAAAUUGGAAUGUUUUGUUUUUUAUUCAAAAAAUAAACAAAACGUUUUUUGUUCAAUAAAUAUUUGUUUUAUUAAUAUGACUUUUUGGUUAAACUUUUUGUACCAUAAAAAUGAAAAAUGUAAUAAAUUGUUUUUUGUUAUUUUCCUCAUAAUUUUUUCUCUAAUGAGGUCUUUAUAAGACACUUUUUUACUAUUUUAAAAUUAAUUUUUCUUAUAAGAAAGUCCAAGUACCAUUCGAGUUAUUUUUAUUUUUUCCCUAAUCAGUUACAUAAUUGUUAAUAGAGUUAAUUUUAUUUAAAGGUCAAUAUCUUACUGAAACUAUUUCCUUAUUCAAAUUGGUUACUAUUGAAAGUAAUUGCGAAGUAAAUAAUAUAUUUAUUUUUGUAAGAUGUUAUUAAUAACAAUUAAUAUCAAAGUAAUUAAAUCUGCAAAUUUUUAUAAAGUACAAAUUCGAGUAAAAGAUACAACACACAUAAACGUAAAAAUCAUUUCAUUAUUUUGGCUGAUAAAAACAUAUUUUCAUUGUGUUACGGCAAAAUAUAGUAGAAAAAGAAUGUUAUGGGGUACAUAACAUUGUUUGAAGAGUAGUUUUGGCUUUAAAGAACUAUUCCUUUGUUGUACCAAGUCUUUUACUGAAUUGGGCAAAACAUUCUCAGAGUAGAUGAAGGCAUAAUCUGCAGUAGUUGUUCUCUGCCAUGCCUAUCAAGGUAUUCGAUGGAGUCAGUAGACCAACCACCAAUUUAUUGUCGUUCCUGGACAUAUCAGACUUAGCUGAUAGAAUAUUUUCUCUAUAUCUGAUUCUUUAGCUUUACAUUCAGUUCCUUGUUGAUGCGAUAUCUCAUAAAAUCACAGUAGAGCUCUGGUCCACAAUAUGUAGCCAUUGUCUACUUUUUUAUUGCAUCGAAGUGAUAUUAGGGCUACCGUGUUUCUGUUAGCUAGUGUUUUAUAGUUAGAGACACUCACGUAAGCUUGGACGUGCACUCAAUAACUUUUAGCGCCUUCAAGGCUAUUGGAGAAUGCCUAAUCCAAUCCUUGAACAUCCUAUAUACCAGCGAAGUGUAUUUCGAGCUUACUUAUGAUGUAAUCGAAAAAUUUUUCACUUGAAUUUGUCCAGACUGAGUCAAUUAAAAUGAUUGUGUACCGUUAUUUUUAUGUGAGUCAUAUUUUGAAGAAUAUCUAGCAAAGUAUAAUUUAGAAAUAAAGGAAUUUAUUCUAUUUCUUUUUUUUUUUUAAAUUUCGUUUAUAUAAAAAUAACUAGCGAAAAACCAAUCAUCUAUAUUGUAAUCAUACAAAUUGUAGUACAUAUUAUAUAACGAGAUGUAAUUGAGCAAUUGUAGUCUUCGUGUUAGUACAAAUGUGAACAAAUUAGAAAUUGUAUUUGCAUAAAAUUGUUAAAUAUCCAUGUCCAUUAUCAUUUAGGAUAUACCCCUGACUGCCACAGUGUUUUUGUAUGUUUUAAAUAGCACCCAUUUAAAGUUAUAAGAAUGUCUAAAACUAAAACAAAUCAAAUUUUUUCUAGGUUAUAAAUCUAAAAAUGUAUUGAAAACUGAUAAAAAUAAUGAUGAUUUCAAUUGUAUCUAUUAGAAUGGAUUGAAAAUUCAAAAUUACCCAUUUCUGUGUCUUGACAUAACAUUUAGAGCUAUUAAUUCACUUUAUUUAUCCGUUGAUAGUGUCUUAAUUAAUUUAAACAGUAGUUCAAAUGUCACUCGAUUAAAUUGUUUUAUAUAUAUUGUCAUUAUUGAUUAUCCCAGGGUAAUGAAUUUUCAAUUCAUUCUAGUCAAUUAGACAGUUGUAUAAGGUAUUGUAAAAAAAAACUAAAAAAGUAGUUCAAAUGUCAUAUUUUAUAACAUUGGUAACUUUGAUCGCAAUUCAUAUACAAAAUCGUCGAUUGAUUUGAAAAGUAGUUCAAAUGUCACUCGAUCCGCAUAUUCUAUAAAAUAAUUAAUAUAUUCCAUUGCUAUUGAUUUUUUCUAGGCGAUGAAUUUUCAAUACAUUUUAGUGAAUCUGAGAGUUUACUUUUAAAAAUAUGUUGUUUAACGUAUUUAAAACUUAUACAUGUAAUAUUUAUUUCAAUAAUUUGAUUGGAUUAGAAUAAAUUGAAAAUUCAAAACUACUUAUCGAUUAUCUGUUUAGAAAUGACAUUUGUAGAAGUCAUUGAGUAACCAACUGAAAAAGUAGUUCAAAUGUUACUCGGUCUGCAUAUUUUAAUGAAUUAUUUUUAUUUUUCAUUGGUACUGAUUUUCCUAGGGUGAUGAAUUUUCAAUAAGUUCUAGUUACUUUUAAAAAUUUGUUAAUGAAAUGGGUGAUCUGUGUUUUAACAGGUUACUUGUUUCGUAUAACUCUCUGUACAUCACUGAAUGUUAUUAACAUGUUUUAUAAUUGUACGAAUCGGGAUUUUCUGAUUUUCAUGGAGUUAAAUUGUUACAUUUUCACGAACUUUGUUCAUUGAUGAUGUAUAGAUAAAUGUAUGUACCUGAAAUGAGUUUUUAAUUUGUACUGUUUUUCUUUAUUGGGUAUUAUUUUAAACAGGAUCAUUUUUAUUGUGGUAUUACGUUAAUUUGUGACAUCACAACAUUUAUUUUAUUUUCUUCUAUUAUAUUUCAUAAAAUUUUGAUUUUACGGUUUAGAUAGUGACGCUAUGAACACAUUGAAAAAAGAAAUUUUAGUAUUUAGUCUUUUUUUUCAAAUUUCUCGCCAUUUUGUUUUGAGUGCUUGUCGUCAAACUUUUCUGCUAUCGGUGUUUUGAGUUUUAGUUUUGUCUAAAUUUAGUUAAAUCCCUCUAUUUUUGUUUUUACCGCUUUUUUGGUAGCAGAAAUUGUUUGUGAUGAAUAUAAGUCCGAAUAUUACACAUAUAAAUACCUAAAAUGCCAUAGUUGUUGCUGGUACAAUUUGUUGCAUAAACAUCGAACUAGGUAUUGAAGAUUAAAUCUAAUUAAAUUUUUGAUUGUGGUUGAAAUGGACAUUUUAUAUAAUUAUAUAGUUAAUAUAUAAAUUGAAAUUUAUUGAAAAUUGCAUCAUGACAAAGUAAAAUUAUAUUUUGUUGUUUUAAAAACGUUGAAAUUGUAUUGUCUUAAUCGUAGCAUCACUUUCUAAAAUAGAUUUUCUAAUAAUUUAUUUUAUUUGAAGUUGUACUCACUUUGUAUGUAAUUUUUAGUGAAAUAGUUUUUAAUUUCAGUUAUAAGAAAAGUGUGAUACUUAUAAAAAUAAAAAACCAACAAGACAUA
This is a messenger RNA of Diorhabda sublineata, 4743 nucleotides long. It is a transcript of the gene lic, whose product is annotated as dual specificity mitogen-activated protein kinase kinase 3. Gene Ontology annotation, molecular function: ATP binding; MAP kinase kinase activity. Lineage: Eukaryota; Metazoa; Arthropoda; Insecta; Coleoptera; Chrysomelidae. Gene Ontology annotation, biological process: protein phosphorylation; stress-activated MAPK cascade. Bases 210 to 1208 code for a protein of 332 amino acids. The transcript is spliced from 5 exons. The record is from RefSeq and is a predicted model, not a curated record.